AUGAAAAAGUUGGAUGAUUCCAGAAUAAAGGAAAAAGAACUGAAGAAGAAUCUGGAUGAUUCCAGAAUAAAGGAAAAAGAACUAAAGAAGAAUCUGGAUGAUUCCAGAGUAAAGGAAAAAGAACUGAAGAAGAAUCUGGAUGAUUCCAGAGUAAAGGAAAAAGAACUGAAGAAGAAUCUGGAUGAUUCCAGAAUAAAGGAAAAAGAACUGAAGAAGAAUCUGGAUGAUUCCAGAAUAAAGGAAAAAGAAGUGAAGAAGAAUCUGGAUGAUUCCAGAGUAAAGGAAAAAGAACUAAAGAAGAAUCUGGAUGAUUCCAGAAUAAAGGAAAAAGAACUGAAGAAGAAUCUGGAUGAUUCCAGAAUAAAGGAAAAAGAACUGAAGAAGAAUCUGGAUGAUUCCAGAGUAAAGGAAAAAGAACUGAAGAAGAAUCUGGAUGAUUCCAGAAUAAAGGAAAAAGAACUGAAGAAGAAUCUGGAUGAUUCCAGAAUAAAGGAAAAAGAACUGAAGAAGAAUCUGGAUGAUUCCAGAGUAAAGGAAAAAGAACUAAAGAAGAAUCUGGAUGAUUCCAGAAUAAAGGAAAAAGAACUGAAGAAGAAUCUGGAUGAUUCCAGAAUAAAGGAAAAAGAACUGAAGAAGAAUCUGGAUGAUUCCAGAGUAAAGGAAAAAGAACUAAAGAAGGAGUUGGAUGAUUCCAAGGUAAAGGAAAAAGAACUAAAGAAGGAGUUGGAUGAUUCCAGAGUAAAGGAGAGUGAACUAAAGAAGGAGUUGGAUGAUUCCAGAGUAAAGGAGAGUGAACUAAAUAGAGAGUUGUAUGAUUCCAAGGUAAAGGAGAGUGAACUGAAGACAGAGUUGUAUGAUUCCAGAGUAAAGGAAAAAGAACUAAAGAAGGAGUUGGAUGAUUCCAAGGUAAAGGAAAAAGAACUAAAGAAGAAUCUGGAUGAUUCCAGAGUAAAGGAGAGUGAACUAAAGAAGGAGUUGGAUGAUUCCAGAGUAAAGGAGAGUGAACUAAAGAAGGAGUUGGAUGAUUCCAGAGUAAAGGAGAGUGAACUAAAUAGAGAGUUGUAUGAUUCCAAGGUAAAGGAGAGUGAACUGAAGACAGAGUUGUAUGAUUCCAGAGUAAAGGAAAGUAAACUAAAGAAGGAGUUAGAUGCUUCCAGAGUCAAUAAGGCCCUCUUCACCGUGAAGUCGGAGCAGAAUUCCUACGACGCCGAGCUGCACGGUACGGUCCGCAUGGCCUGCAGAUUCUCGCCCGUCCAGAGCGCCUCGCAGAUCUCCGUCAUCUGGCGGCGCAUCGAGCCGUCCCCGCCCGUCAACGUCCAUCAGUUACAGAGUGGCCGGGAGAAACUCGACUCCGUGGACGAGCGGUUCCGCCAUCGUGCCAGGCUACUGACGGACGAGCUGAACAAUCUACGGGCCGUCCUCGAGCUCUCCCAGGUACGGAUCAACGACUCGGGGACGUAUCAGUGCAUCGUCAGAGAGACGGAGACGGAGACGGACUACAAGCAGACCACACUUACGGUUCGAGCACCGUACGCUCCCGUGAGAAAAAGCCUCAGACGGAUCAGCCAGAACGAGGUGGAGCUUUCCUGCGCCUCCCGCGGCUUUCCGUUGGCCCGUGUCCUUUGGAGCGCCGGCAGGCUCGCCGAGCUGCGGUCGACCAUUCGAUCCAACAGCAGCAACGAAACGAACGGCGACGGAACCUUCAGCGUGACCAGCCGACUGAACGUCACGGACGAGCCCGAGAACUACACCUGCUCCUUCAUCACCGAGGAUGGAAGAGUGAACGUGUCGGCUACGUUCAGUAUUCCAGGUGAGAUUCCUAAGGACGGAAGCCUGCUGGGAUCGACGUGCUUGGCGAUCAUCGCUAUCUUUUUGACAGGCGUAGCGGUUUGCUUCCUCACGCUGCUGAUUCGGCGCAGGAAGAAGAAAAGCUUGUGCCAGAAAGGUGCGGACGUUACGCAGAACGAUUGUUUAUCGCCUGAUCAGAAUCUGACCCUCACAUGGACCGAUCUUUUACUUCCGAAAACUGAUUCUAAAGCAGAUACCUUCGUCAUUUCAUCAGAGGUGUAUGAUGGCAGAGUCGAAAACCUGAGGGAGGUGUUGAAGCGGAACUAUGCUCAGCUCAGCACAGCCGCCGACAUGAUGACGCUUCCGGACUCCGUCCUGUCCGGGGACGACCAGCUCUGCGAGACCCAGGCCGUCCUUCCAGGACUGAGGGAAACUGUUCUUCUAGAAGGAGAAGAAGGUCCCAUCAGAUCCUCUAUAUCUCAAACCCUGGCCUUCGUCUGGGCCGGAAGCUUCAGCUCAGACGCCUUCAGAAGCGUCUGUGAUCUCCGCCUGCUUAUUUCGGUCGACCUAAAUAAAGCAGAAGGGGAUUUUUAUCAAGCGGUGAAGUCCAGGCUUCCUACAGAGUCGGGACUGGAGACGAACGAUCUAAAAGAGAUCCUGCUGGGGGACGAGGACUGCUUACUCAUUCUGGACAGCUAUAAGGAAGGAGACGGGGAGCUGGACGAGUCCCUGGGUGAAUUCCUGACAGAACGGAAGACCUGCAGAGUUCUGAUCACGUCACGCCCGGGCGAGAACAGGACUCUGGUGGAGGUGGUCAGGAAAGUACUGAGUCUUCACACGGAGCCUCUGCCGAGCUGAACCUGAUAGUGUUUAAAGUCCUUUUUAUUUCAUUCUGCACUCAAACCUGCAAGUCUCGUCAGGCGAGGAACUGGAAAACGCCAUGAACGUUUCUUAAGGUGGACUGGAGAUGGACAAAACAUCCACACAACUGUGUGUUUACCAGCUUUGUUAAUGUGAGUGAUUAGGACUGUGUUUGCACUAUUGAUGCCCUGUCCAUCGACCAGGAGGAUGCUUUUAUUAUAAUAUCCAUAAGUAAUAACCCAAUUAACAGAAAAUCUUUCUAUAAUAUUGGCGAAAAUGUCUUUAAAACGUUUCUUCCAGCACUCGGGGGGCACAGCGAUCUUCUGCGCUAGCUCACCACCAUUUAGAUCUCAAGGGGAACCGGAUGGUCAGACUGGUUCUUCAUUGCCGCUGCAAUUACGAGAGAUUUGUAAUCUGGUAGCGCAUGGCAGUAUAUUUAUAGAUUAGGUGAAGUGGUACCUGGGCUGGUUAUCAGAGGGUUCGAGCCUCACCACAGCCAAGUUGCCACUGUUGGACCCCUGAGCAAGGUCCUUAAAUUGUAUUCAGUCAUACAUUCACUCGUAAGUUGCGUUAAAUAAAAGCGUCUGCUAAAUGUCGUAAAUGUGGAAUGUACAGUGGAUUCAGAAUUCAGAAAGUAUUCAGACCCUUGAUCUUUUGCGCACUUUAUUGUUUUGUAGAUUUAAUAUUUAAGGGAAAUAACAUGCUAUUGUUUUAAACUCGUAUUCAGGGAUGUAUUCAAGCAUUUACUGCUGCUAGUCCUCUUGUAAACGUCUCUGCAAGCUUUGCAGCCUGGGUUUGGCCGGUUUAGCUCAUUUUUUCAUGACGGAUCCUCUCGAGAUUUGUCAGAUUGGAAAUUGAGCGUCUGUGAUGUUCCAUUUUCAGUUCAAAGUGUCUUCUGUAGACCUGGAUGUAAACAUGAAUGUAAAAGCGAGCAAGUGUACCUGUAUUAAAAGUUUAUUUUUAUAAAAGCUGUAGUUUUAAGUUGAUUUAUGAAAUGCUUCUAGAAUGAUGGGAACCUUUAGCUCAUCUCACACUAAAAGUGAAAGUAAAACCUGACAGAAAAAGCUGGUUUUUUUAUAAAACCACAUCCCAGUUAUUGGCAGCCCUGAAUUUAGCAACUUCCCUCUGUCGGGUUUGGAACAAACUCAAGAUUCACUGAUGGUUUUGCACUGUAAAAUCUCUAUAAAAGCUUUUCAUACGGCACUUUUCAUAACAGCAUAAAGGAAUGUUUCAUUGUAAAGAAUAUGAAAUGAAAUAAAUUACAUU
This is a messenger RNA of Trichomycterus rosablanca, 3915 nucleotides long. RefSeq names its product golgin subfamily A member 6-like protein 25. The transcript is spliced from 8 exons. Lineage: Eukaryota; Metazoa; Chordata; Actinopteri; Siluriformes; Trichomycteridae. The record is from RefSeq and is a predicted model, not a curated record. Gene Ontology annotation, biological process: cellular response to lipopolysaccharide; T cell costimulation; negative regulation of T cell proliferation. Gene Ontology annotation, cellular component: external side of plasma membrane. The coding region runs from base 1 to 2646 and encodes 881 amino acids.